AUGGCAAUUGAUGCUGAAGUAAAUGCAAUGGAUAAUCAGAUUCCUAAAGCUUCGAAGCAUUCUGAUGAUUCGACUAUGACUCAGGAAAAUGAUGAUUUAUAUUCAACAUCGAAUACUCCAUGUCAUGUCGAUAGUAAUGCUUUGAUACAAGGUGAUCACGUGGAGGGGGAGCACUUGGAUUCGACUAGUACUAUUGAGGGGGAGCAUGGACAAACAAGUACUGGUGUAAAUGGGGAGCAUCAUACUUCGAAUACAACUAUCGAGGGGGAGCAUCAUCACACUUAUCCUAUUAUCAAGGGGGAGAAAAAUGAUACCGCAGGGGAAGAUGAUUAUAUGGUUUCUUUCGUCGAUAUCAAAUUUGAUCUUGAGGAGGAGAACAUACCAGAUCAUAUGAUUAUGUCUAGUAAGUCGUUCAAGAUUCUUAACUACAAACUCAGUUCGUUACUACAACUUCGCGCUGAUGUUGAAAGCCAACAUAAUGUAUUCGAAAUUGAAAUUGAUGUUAUGCUCAAGGCUCAGGAACUUCGGUUGAAAGACAUGAUGCAUCGAAUUGAUAAAAGCAAUGAAAUGCGUGUGAAACAUUAG
This is a messenger RNA of Lactuca saligna, 585 nucleotides long. The record is from the annotation of a GenBank genome assembly. NCBI's taxonomy places the organism in Eukaryota, Viridiplantae, Streptophyta, Magnoliopsida, Asterales, Asteraceae.